UUUUUUCUUUUUUUUUUAAUCAGUUUAUAUUUAGAAAAUGGUUCUCAGAGAGUGAACAUAGAUAAAAGCCAGUUCUGCAGCUCCCUGCACUGCUGUCCUGCCCUCACUUGGUUUGUGUUGCUGGGAUAUGAGAGCACCUGCACUUCUGCUCACAGGGCAGGUGACAAAGCAGGGGAGCAGCUUCCAACCUUUGCAUUUCUGUGGGGCUGAUUCAUGUCUUUGUUUCUUUUCUUUCAGUAUGGCUGUAAGUUUGUAUGUAUGUUUGACUGACCUCCUAAUUAUCUUGCUACCAAAACUAUUGUGGUGUGAAUUUAGAUGAACUUCUGGACAGGAAGCAAAGAGCAAUUUGCCAUCCCCCCAGGGGCGUGUUUGAGCAGCUGGGGGGUGCUGGGGGUCCUGGCAGCUCCACUGGGGUCUGCAUGUGGCACCGGGCUCUCCUGCAGCAUAGUGGAGGUUGGAGCAGCUGGAGGAUGGUGACCUGGGCAGCCCUGAAGCCAGACAGGUUCAGGAGCACGUUGUGCAGUGCGUCCUUUCUCCUGGCAGGGCUGUGUGUCCUCAGGCAGCCUCUGACCUGAGCAGAGGGGCAGCACUGCUUGGCCCCAUUCUGGAAGGGCUGUUGUUGUCCCAUGCUCUGCUGUGCUGCUCGCUGAUGUGCUCAUUUCCAGCCUUACACCUAACGACCUCUGAGGAAGUCUGAUGCCAGUCCUGCUGGCCCUUCCAGGCUGAGCAGCUGCUGAAGUGUUCCGUGCUUUGUUCUGUAGGCCAGGAAGACCCCUGUGUGCUGUGCUGCCCCAGGAGGCCAGCCAGGGGAACCCAAAGCCUUGGGACCCAUGCAGUAAGUUAAAGCCCAGCACUGCUCUGUGCAGGACUCAAGGUGCUGAGGGAUGAUGAGCAGAGGUCCUGUGGGUAACUGGGGUAUUGAGCUACUGAUUGCCCUGUGCUUUCUUCUCAUGUCUGUGCAGGUGGUGACUUGCAGCACACCGUCCUCCGAUGCUCUGGCUCCGCAUCGCAGCCUGGCUGCAGCCCCCUGGCUCUCCUCUGCACACUGGACUCUCUGCUGAUGCACACACACUGCUUUGCUGCAGAUGGCACCUUGUGGUUUUCCAUAUGCCACUGUUUCUCCCCAGCCCCCGCCUUCCAGCUUUGUGCUUACAGACUUGUUCUUCAGGACAGAACAGCCUGCUCCUGCCUCCUCCUGUGCCCGACCACCAGGCGUUCUGCUGCAGGGUUGGUAACCUCAGUGCCUUCCUGCCCUGACUUUGUUAGUGGGCAGCCUCCACCUUGGCUUUCUGUGUCACCUGCCUGGAGGAUUUUGGGGGAUGUUAUGAACUGAUGCAUUGUUUGGAGCAGCCUGUUGGAAGUGUCAUUGUCAGUGACCAUUCUGACAGGAGGAGAGCUCCCUUUGUAAUGCCAGGCCACUGAGAGCAACCUUGGUUUCCUACAUGCAGUUACUGUGAGCAGCAUUUCCUCAUGCCCUCUCCCAGGCUGCUCUCAUCCAUGUCCCAGUGGGGUCAGGCGAUGUCUGGGAGCACAGGCUGCUCUGCUCCUGGGGUCUCUCUUCAUCCUGGUGGGUUCCAGCUCCUUGGGUUCCUUGGUGUGAGCAGCUGCUCGGCCACCUCACAGUGGGCAGUGCUGGUGGCUGCUGAUUCCCAGCCCACUGUGAUGAGGAUAUUUGACUUUGCCGCUUUUGCAUAAAGUGAAUUUAGGAUCAUUUGCUGAUUUCCUUCUGCAGAACCUGAACACGUGCCAGCAGCAAGCACAAUGCUGUCCGUCCCCAGCAACCACAGUGCUUCGCCUGCAAACCCUGCAGCUCUGUCUGUGUGCUGGUGCCUGUCCUUUGUGGGAUGGAGGUCAGAUGGGGGGGACGGGCUGCAGCAAGGUGGGAGCGGUGGUAACCAAUCUCUCUUCUUUUUGCAGGUGAGGGCUCAGUCCUGCUCUGCAGUGCUCAUUCCAUUCCCGCUCUGGGCAGCACCGUGCUGGGGUGCUGGACUCCCUCUGAGGGGGGAAAUAGGGCUGUUAAAGCUUCCCUAAAGGCCUGCAGGGAUCUCUGCUUCCACAGACUUUAACAGAAUCUCUCUGUAGAGUACUGAGCUGUUCUCCACCUUCUGGAUUAAGGUUGGUUUGACAAGCUUAAUGGCCACAACAGGUGUGAAGUGUUCCUCAUCCUCCUGCAGCCCCGUGAUGCCGUGGGAUGGCCAGGUAUUGUUGCUGCAGCUGGUGUUGUGAAUCAGGCCGACGGCAAGCGCUUCCUACUAUCCGGCUAUUUCACUACACCAGGGUUGCAUCAUACCACUUCCUUCACUCGCCUCCUGGAGCCUCCGUGCCUCUCCUGGAGCAUCUUAGUUCUGCACCUGCCCUCUGGGAGGCUCUGAGUUGUGCCAUCUGGGGCAAGUCGGUGUUUUCUGAUGGGAUAAUGAGGUUCUGAAAUAAAGCUGUUGCUUCGAGGCAUUGAUGCGGUGCUGUUGGUGUUGGUGGAAGCUGAUGCCCAUGUCAAAGGAAUGGGUGAGGUGGGACUGAGGACAGUGUGUGCACACAGUGCAUGGGGAGCAGAGCGAGUCCUUGCAGAGCAGGCUGAGCUGUUUGUGCAGGUGCAGUGGGUGGACAGCCCAAAUUUUCCAUUAACUCACAAAGUGAGCGUGCUGAAUUUGCAGUGGGCUGCAGCGUUGCCCUCAAAUUGUAUUACCUGCCCUGUUAGCUGUCUUCCAUGCUGUUACCUGUUGUUCAUUUAACUAUGUGUGACAUUUGAGUGCUGUGUGAAAGCCACCCAUCCCUCUGUUUGGGGUGGGGGUCUCCUCCACCCCCGGGCUCCCAGUUCCCCUCUUCUGUGGGUUCAGCUCCUCCGGUCACACACAGUGCAGCUGUGGUUUGUGGGAUCAGCCAGGGCAGUGCUGCAGGGAAGGGGCAGAAGAGCAGAGCUGAGCUCACCUCCAGCCCCCACCUGGGAACAUUCAGUUCCCACCCAGAUUUGUUAUGGAAAACUGCCGCGUUUCUCUGCCGUUCUGUCCUUGGGACUUAAUCUCAAAUCUGUUAUCAGUGCCGGGAUCGGGCACAGGCAGCCGCUGAUGCUGAUAACAGCAGUUUUGAUGCCCCCUCCAGCUAUUUUUUCCCCCUGACCAGCUUGGGGUGGUUCCAGCCACUCGGAUCCCCCCAGGUGCCAUGGGGCCGUGCUUGGCUCUGCUGGGUAUAAAUCCCUGACCCCAGCACUACAGGUGGGACCCGUGCAGCCACCAUGGCUGAGCUGCCAUGUGCUGAGCCCCUGCCACGCUGCAGCGGACGCUUCACCAUCAGCACAUUGCUGGGCCCCGAGGAGGUGCUGGGCUGUGAGGGCACGCAGCUCUCGGGCAGCUCGCUGUGCACCAGGACCUUUGGUUACAACACGGUGGAUGUGGUGCCCGCCUAUGAGCACUACGCCAACAGCAGGGGGGUGGGUGAGGCCAGACAGGGAAGGCCAUCGCUGGCAGACCUCCACUCCAUCCUCAAGCCUGAACCUGCCCAUCUCCGUGUGCCACUGCCCGACCCCCAGCGCAGCAACGGCCUCCCUGACACUGAGGAUGGUGCUGGAGAGCCAAGCAGUGCCCCUGCACCAGAGCCUGUCCGCUUCGGGUGGGUGAAGGGUGUGAUGAUCCGCUGCAUGCUGAACAUCUGGGGUGUGAUCCUCUACCUGCGCCUGCCCUGGAUCACAGCCCAGGCUGGAAUUGCCUUGACAUGGCUCAUCAUCCUGAUGUCCGUGACCGUGACCACUAUCACCGGCCUGUCCAUCUCUGCCAUUUCUACCAAUGGCAAAGUGAAGUCAGGGGGCACCUACUUCCUCAUCUCGAGGAGCCUGGGGCCAGAGCUGGGCGGCUCCAUUGGCCUCAUCUUCGCCUUUGCCAACGCAGUGGCUGUGGCCAUGCACACGGUGGGCUUUGCUGAAACCGUGCGGGAUCUGCUGCAGGAGCACAACUCCCUGAUCGUGGACCCCACCAACGACAUCCGCAUCAUCGGGGUGCUCACCGUCACCGUGCUGCUGGGCAUCUCGCUGGCCGGCAUGGAGUGGGAGGCCAAGGCCCAGAUCCUGUUCUUCUUGGUCAUCCUGGUGUCCUUCAUAAACUACCUGGUGGGGACAGUGAUCCCAGCCAGCGCUGAGAAACAAGCAAAGGGCUUCUUCAGCUACAGAGCUGACAUUUUUGCCCAGAACUUUGUUCCCGACUGGCGUGGACCUGAGGGUUCCUUCUUUGGUUUGUUCUCCAUUUUCUUUCCAUCGGCAACUGGCAUCUUGGCCGGAGCCAACAUCUCUGGUGACCUGAAGGACCCUGCCGUGGCCAUCCCCAAGGGCACCUUGAUGGCCAUCUUCUGGACCACAGUGUCCUACCUGGUGCUGUCGGCUACAAUAGGUGCCUGUGUACUUCGGGACGCCUCGGGCAGCCUGAAUGACAGCGUGGCACUGGGCUCACCGGGCUGCGAGGGACUGGGCUGCAGCUAUGGCUGGAACUUCACCGACUGCGCCCAGCAGCAGAGCUGCCGCUAUGGGCUCAGCAACUACUACCAGAGCAUGAGCAUGGUGUCAGGAUUCGGCCCCCUCAUCACGGCUGGGAUCUUUGGUGCCACCCUCUCCUCAGCGCUGGCCUGCCUUGUCUCGGCCCCCAAGGUCUUCCAGGUGAGCGCUGGUCCCUGUCCCUCUCCCUGUCUCUGUCCCCAGGUGACACGACGGGACAUCCUUGCACUUCUCAUCCCUUUACUCCUACAGUGCCUCUGCAAGGACCAGCUCUACCCUCUCAUAGGCUUCUUUGGGAAGGGCUAUGGGAAGAACAGUGAGCCUAUCCGUGGCUACAUGCUCACCUAUGUGAUAGCCAUUGGCUUCAUCCUCAUUGCCGAGCUCAAUGCCAUUGCCCCCAUCAUCUCCAACUUCUUCCUCUGCUCCUAUGCGCUCAUCAACUUCAGCUGCUUCCACGCUUCCAUCACCAACUCCCCAGGCUGGCGACCCUCCUUUCGGUAUUACAGCAAGUGGGCUGCACUCUUUGGUGCCGCAAUCUCAGUGGUCAUCAUGUUCCUGCUGACCUGGUGGGCAGCCCUCAUCGCGCUCGGCAUCGUCGUCUUCCUCCUGGGCUACGUUCUCUACAAGAAACCAGACGUCAACUGGGGCUCCUCCAUGCAAGCCAGCUCCUACAACCUGGCUCUGAGCUACUCGGUAGGGCUCAGCGAGGUGGAUGAGCACAUCAAGAACUACAGGCCACAGUGCCUGGUCCUGACUGGGCCGCCCAACUUCCGCCCAGCGCUGGUGGACUUCGUGGGCACCUUCACCAAGAACCUCAGCCUGAUGAUCUGCGGCAACGUGCUGAUUGGCCCCCGCAAGCAGAAGGUGCCUGAGGCCCAGCAGGCGUUGGAUGGCCACACCAGGUGGCUCCUCAAGAGGAAGAUCAAGGCCUUCUACACCAACGUGCUUGCUGAAGACCUGAGGAGCGGUGUCCAGAUGCUGCUGCAGGCUGCCGGCCUAGGGAAGAUGAGACCCAACAUUGUGGCACUGGGCUACAAGAGGGACUGGCAGGCAGCCGCACCACAGAGCCUGGAGGAUUACGUGGGCAUCCUGCACGAUGCCUUUGAUUUCAAGCACGGUGUGUGCCUGCUGCGGCUGCGGGAAGGGCUGAAUGUUUCCCGAGUUCCACAAGCCCACAUUAACCCGGCGUUUGGGGCAGCAGAGCAUCCUGAUGGGAACAGCACUGGUGGCAGAGCAAUGCCCAGCACAGGCAUCGCAGACCCUGAGCAGCAGGCGAGCACCAUCUUCCAGAGCCAGCAGGGCAAGAAAACCAUCGACAUUUACUGGCUCUUUGAUGACGGAGGGCUCACACUGCUCAUCCCGUACCUCCUUGGGCGCAAGAAGCGCUGGGGAAAAUGCAGGAUCCGGGUGUUUGUUGGUGGGCAGAUCAACAGGAUGGACGAGGAGAGGAAGGCGAUCGUGUCCCUGCUGAGCAAAUUCCGCCUGGGUUUCCACGAGGUCCACGUCCUGCCUGACAUCAACCAGCAGCCCCGGCCAGAGCACAUCAGGAGAUUUGAUGAGCUGAUUGCGCCCUUCCGGCUGAACGAUGGCUUCAAGGACGAGGCGGCGGUGAACGAGCUGCGGCAUGGCUGUCCCUGGAAGAUCUCUGAUGAGGAGGUGCACAGGCACAGAGCCAAGUCGCUCCGACAAGUGAGGCUCAAUGAGAUUCUGCUGGAUUACUCACGGGAUGCGGCGCUCAUCGCCAUACCUGUCUUGGCUGCAGCACGCUGCCCAUUGGCAGGAAGGGGCGCUGCCCCAGCUCCCUCUACAUGGCCUGGCUCGAGACGCUCUCACAGGACCUGAGACCCCCAGUCAUCCUGAUCAGAGGAAACCAGGAGAACGUUCUGACCUUUUACUGCCAAUAAAGCCUCCCGCACCCCUGCCACGUGA
Messenger RNA from Coturnix japonica (Japanese quail), 6403 nucleotides. NCBI's taxonomy places the organism in Eukaryota, Metazoa, Chordata, Aves, Galliformes, Phasianidae. The record is from RefSeq and is a predicted model, not a curated record.